Molecule: messenger RNA, 32779 nt
Organism: Podarcis lilfordi (Lilford's wall lizard)
Lineage: Eukaryota; Metazoa; Chordata; Lepidosauria; Squamata; Lacertidae
Source: the annotation of a GenBank genome assembly
GGAUGUCAAUCAGCCAAAGGCUGCCGUUUUCGCCUGGCGUUUUCCAUAGGGAAGAGCGGGCACUAAGAUAUAGGCAGUAUUUCAAUUUCACAUUCUCCCCCUGACCUGAAAGGGCUUCCAAAUUCUUUCAGAUCUGCCCGUCCUCUUCCCUUUCACAGGAGGCGGCUGGGGGGGAAGGCGCGCCUCUAAGCAUCCUCCCCUUUCCCUUCCCUCUUGCGUGCUCAAAGUAAAUAGGAAGGGCUGGGUGUCCAGGCGUUGAAUUUCACUUCCUGUCACCUGGAGUUUUUUGUCUCUCCCUGAGCUCUUGCUAAAGGGCGCACCUUGAAGUUCAGGCGGCGGGGAAGGAGUUAAUCGGAGAUCCGCGGAAGGGAAACACCCCUCUUGGGCUGCAGCGUAGCCCGUGAGUCAGUUUCACCUGAAACCAGUCGGCAGGUAGUGAAAAAAAACCCGAAAAGGGAAACAGAUCGCAGAGGUCCGAGGGAGGAAGUCGUCGCACAAAACCGAAGGGACGGCGCCCAGGGAGCUUCACUCUUCCGAUCCCCGGACACGCGCCCGCCGCCCGCAAUUCUCUCCGAGGAGGAACCGAAAGGAAGAGUCGCCGUCGCGCAUCGGCAGCUGGACUUUUUGGGAACAGGCGAGCCAGAGUUUUUAAAAGAAGAAAAAAUCUGGGGGGGAAAGUUAUUUAAAGAAAUGCUCUUUGGGCUAAAGAGCCACAAGUAGAGGGGAGGGGAAAGAACUCCCUUUCAGCUGUCCUAGUCGACGGUGCGGUCGACUCUCCUUGGCGAGCCCUUCUGCGCUUUGCCUGCUUUCCGCUCCUCGAAGCGCACCGCCCUCGCUCGGCUGCGGAGAUCCACCGCCUGCGCGGCAGAAGGGGCUCCGCCUGCGUCACGAUGCUCCCCCGUCGGCUUCACGUCCAGGCUGGGCUGCUGCUUCAGCUGGUCGCGGCUGCCUUGGUAGCCGUCGGGCAGGAAGAGGCGGCGGAAGGAGAGUCCUUCGGAGACAGGUGCCAGGCCCAUUUCACGGCCGGCUUGCCCGAGUUCGUCCUGGACACGGACGCCUCGGUGGAGAACGGAGCCACCUUCCUGUCCUCGCCGUCGGUGGAGAGGGGCCGCGACUGCGUGCGGGCCUGCUGCAAGCACCCGCAGUGCAACCUGGCCCUGGUGGAGAAGGUCCCCGGGGGGGACGAGGAAGACGGCAUCCACAGCUGCUUCCUCCUCGACUGCCUCUACGAGCAGGCCUUCGUCUGCAAGUUUGCCCGGAAGGAUGGCUUCCUCAACUAUGUCAAGAAGGACGUGUACGAGGCCUAUGUGGCCAUGCGGGGGAAAGGCCAUCGGGGUAAGGAGAUGUGUGUGUGUGGUGGUUAGGGUGUCUUGUGGGACGUGUCGAGAUUUGCCCUACUAUAGACUGAAGUAUUAUUCCCCCCGCAAAAAUACUAGAAUUCCAGAGAGACCCAAACAAGGCGGGUCAGGAGUAAGGAGAAGUAGGACUUCUACUGGAGUUAGGAGCUGGUUUUUGAAAAAAGGAUUAGACCAGGGGUCGCCAACAUUUAGGGACCUUGAGUUUAUUCACAAACUGGAGGAAAUGUGGUAGGUAACACAACACACACAACAUCCCCCCCCCAAAUCCUGGGAACUGUAGUUCACCCCUCUCGGGUUCAGUUCUCAGCACAAACUGCAGUUCCCUGUAAGACAGGGUGAUGUCUAGUUUUCAAUAUUGUGAUAUAUUACCAGCUGAGCAUUGCAAUAUACCGAUAUAUCGCGAAGUCUGAAUUAAGGAUGAAAGUAUGUAGAAGCGAACCCAGGUUUCUUUCUUUUUUGCCCUUUAAGUUUAAUGUGUUUAUACAGCUGCUGCCACCCUCACAACCAAGUACACACUACAACCUGUUCAGUUGGCUACAGCUAAAUGCUUCCUUCAAGCCUAAUUUCAUCAGUGGGAGGAGCAGGCACCCUGUGGGUGUCAAGGGUGCAUGUGUGCCAAGAGGUGCUACAUUGGAGACCCCUGGAUUAGGCAAGUGAAUGGAGUGUAGGUCUAUCAAAGCAGUUUUAACUACUGAGUUGAGCCCCCAUGUCCAGGAGCAGUUGGCAGGAGAAAGCGACCACCUUCAUGCCUUGAUCAUGAGUAACCAGAGGCAUCUGCUGCCCCUGGAAACUGAAUAGUGGAACCAGUUGACCUUGGUCUGAUCUGGAAAAAGUUAAUAUGCUUUUGUGAGAGAGACUCUGGCCAAACAUUGUUUUGAAAAUUCAUAAAUCCAGAAUCUUUAACAGGAGGAAGGGAAAGCACAUAUAUUACAAAGGCUGAAAUCUAAGCACAGGGAGGAAAUCUCAUUGGAAAAACCCACCAGGGAGCAAAUCCCAUUGAAUUUAGUGGGAUUUAAUUGUGAGAAAAAGAUGCUCAUAUUAUGCUGCAUAACUGGAAUGUGUAAAUGAAAGCUUAAGAACUUUCAGCCUUUUCACUGUGUGAUCCUGGCUGAAUAAUUUAACUGGAUGUGUUAUAGGGGUGAAGGGCAAGGGUCUGUAGUUUGUUCUUAUUGCCUCUCUAUAAUGGCAGCCUUCCAGUAGAAUGUCUACAUAAAGAUCUUUCAAAAUACAUGCAGCAGUUUCUAACAAAACAAAUAUGAGGAGUGGCAGGCAGUCAGGCUCUUCAUCAAUAACAUAGUUCUGUACUUUUUCCUGGAAAAGUGCAAUAUUACAGGAAUGUUCCAGUUUACUUUAACUAUGGAACUUUUCCACAUUGUGGCUUCUUGUGUGCGUAUGCAAAUUGUGACCGUGUAAAACAUCUAUCCCACAUCCCCAUGCAACAUGGAUUAUGACGCAGGGCAGCCCUUUAACAAAAAGAAUGGUAAACUCAUGGGGAAAUGCCACUAAAGACCUUUCUGCACAUGUUGAUCUCUAACACUACAAAUGUACACGUGCUGCCCAUUAUUUGUGUGCUGCCUGUGUAUCCUUCCUCAAGACUGGGCUUUUGUUUCAGGGUGAUUGCAUUUUCCAUCCACUAAAUGUUAUAUUUUAUAGUACUUUGCAGCCAAGGUGGCCUUUGGCUGCAUACUAACUCUAGCAAAGAGUGCCUUGUUCAAUUUUUUAGUAACUUGAGUCUUUAAAAAUUCAUUUUAUAGCUUGCUUCAAAAUUUGCAUCUGUGAUUUAUCAUUAUUACUCGAGACAGUAAAUUUGCACAAAUGUAUCUGAUCAUCAUUGGUCAAGCACAUACCAUUUGAGUGUUACUGAUCUUAUAAACAUUCCUGCAAAUAGCUCCUUCCCCCAAACACACAAACAAUGCAGUAUUAGGCAUGCAGGUGAGUAUUGCCAGAUUUACAAGAAAAGAUGAUCUGCUUAUACUAUUUGAUUCCUCUAUUUCCUUGCGUGCCUAGGAAACUACAUCCCAUUCCACAACAGUGCAUCUAUGGUUGUUGUGAUUAGCUUCAGGUUGUGUUAUGGGCAACUCCUGGAUGUAGUCAGCGGUGUAAUUUUAUCAGUUGUCACUAACUAACCAGCCUGCAUAUCAGCUUGACUAUCACUUACCCCAGUGGUUUUCACCCAGUGUGCCGUGGCACCCUGGGGUGCCUUGAAUGAUGGUCGGGGUGCCAUGGGCAACACUAGCCUCUGUCCCUCUUUCUUUCGUUCCCUCGCUCCCUCUGAUGCCCUCUCAUGUCUCUGCUGCCCAAAGGCUUGCACAGCUGUUUAUUGCAGCAGCCCUGGCUAUAAGCUCUGCAGGUGAAUGGUGUCUCUGGAAGGCACCUCUCUUUGGGGUAGGGUGGGGGGCAGCAAGAAUGGCGGCAGCAGGAGAAGAGGAGGCUGAGGGAACACUCCACAAAGGAGGAUGUUCGAAAAGGAGUGAGUGGCAGCCAUCUGUGUGGGCACGGGGUGACCUAACUGGACUCCUGAGCCCCACAGGGGUGCCGCAGAAAGAAGGUAGUUACUUAAGGGAGCCGUGGACUCAAAAAGGUUGAAAAUCUCUGACUUACCCAACAAGAAUAAUUCCCCGGCAACAACCCAUGAUGUGAUGCUGUACUUCUUGCACUCAAUCAAGGCUGUUGGAAUGCCCUGUCUCAUAACUGGUUGGACAUUCCCAAUGAGGACAUGACUUGGACUUGUGCAGGAUUUGGACCAGGGAAACUUUGUUUCUAAUCCCUACUCAGGUUCCUUGUUGUAGUGAUAAACCUUUUAGCCCCGUUGACUGCAGACAUGAACUUCUGGGGGAAUAUUAAGGAGUAUAUCAACAGAUAAGAACAGCGCAUGCACAGUCAUUGAAAUGACAUUCAAAGUCCUGCACUACUCUAGUAGAGUCUGUAAGAAGGGAUUCUACCACAUUUCACUGGGGACAGAAGCACGGUGCCAGGCCAUAGGGAACAUUUUGAAUAUGCACAACCCCAGACCUUACUCAGGUCAUCUGCAGAUACAAUGUUGAAGGGUCAAGGGAAUGUGAUGUACCAAUCCAUACCCAUAGUCUAUUAUUUUUUCCUUUGGCCUAAAUGUGCUUUGACUCCUGAAUGUCCAGAGACUUGUGGGAGAGAAACGGGAGUUUCAGAUCUUGGAUUACUUAAGAGAGCUUUGAGUAAAAGCUCAUUGUGCACCUAUCAAAAUAUCUUUGCGGGUCCAAACGUUUUAAAAGUGCCGCUUUCAGCAUUUAAUUGCACGUAAAGAUGUGCCUUCCAUGAAGCAUUUUUUCCAUUUCUCUUCACUAACUAUUUGCGGCCUGGCAACAGAAGUACCAGUCUUCAAAGAAAUCUAAACCUAGGCCUAGCAAGGAGUCUCAUGGGGAUUAGGUCUGAGCCUUCCUGGAACCUAAUUGCCUCAUGCUGAACCAGGAAUGCUUUGAUGGAGGAGAAGAAUACAGUGCAAGGUCCUGUAUUUGGAGGUGGAACUUCAGCUUCCUGGCAUCUUGAGUUUAAAAAGGCUCAGGCAGCAGGUGGUGUGCAUGAAACUCUGGAGAGCCACUGCCAAAGGUCGCAUCCACAGCAUACAUUUAAAGCACUGUUACAUUAUUUUGACAGUCAUGGAGAAUCCUGGGGACUGUAGUUUGUUUUGGCUGCUGACCCACACAGAACUACAGUUCCCAGGAUUCCCCAUGAGUGUUAAAGUGGCAUAACAGUGCUAUAAUAAUAAUAAUAAUAAUAAUAAUAAUAAAUAUUUUAUUUGUAUCCUGGCCGAGGCCAGGCUCAGAGCGGCUAACAUCAUAAAAACAAGACAAUAUGCAUAAAAACAGACAUCAAUUAAUUAAAAUACAUCUUAAAAUUAAUUCAGACAAGUUAAAAUCUGGGCAGGUGGCAAUUAUCAGGCUGGAAUUGAGAGUGGUUAAUACUUGCCAGGACCAACUGUUUCCACUGGUCAUACAAGGACCUGUGAGCGGGUUGAGGGCCUCCUUUGGGCUUGUUUUAUACAAAGGAAAGUAAGUCAAACUGCAUCCUGCCCAAAGGCCUGGCGGAACAGCUCCGUCUUUAAAUAUAUAGCAUGGAGGUGAUCAAAGCUGGGCUAGAAAGAUCAAUGGGCAAAGGUUUGAUCUGAUGUAAGGCAACUUCCUAUGUUUAUAUAGGAGGUCUCAGCACCUACUUACCAGUUGGAUGCACCAAUUUACUGUAAGAGCAUAAAUAAAACAUUAAAAAAGGAGGUCUUGUCACAGCCAGGAAGACCUUUUAUUUUUGCUUCCUCUUCUGUUCAGAAUGUUUCAUGCUUUUCUGUUACUGGAAAGAGGAGGAGGUUAACAUGAUAGUGAUGUUGGGUAUUUUUGAAAGGUUUUGUCGUGUGUGCAUGAUGCCAUCAAUAACAGGUUUUGUUUGUGGGCUUUUUAUAGGCAUCUUGUUAUCUGCUGUGAGAACAGGAUGUUGGACUAGGUGGGCCUGAUCCAGCACUCUCUUCUGAUGUUCCUGAACAAUCCACCACAUUUUUUAAAAAUGUAGCUGUUGUAGUGGAUGAUAGAUAUACGGUAUAUGAAAACACUAGUUUCCUACUUUCUAUACUUUAUGCUAGGCAUGGCAAAUAUAUGGGCAUGGAUGGUUUUGAAGGCUGUGAGAGCAAUUUGCCCUGCACUCAUUACACAUUUCCCUGUACAAAAUUGCUGCAGGAUUUCUCAAUAGUAACCAAAACAAAUUUAAUGCUUUAUCUGUUAGUGGGGGCAGUUCCAAAAAAAGUAAGGAAUGUAGAUGUUUGUGUAAAUAGACCCUGUCAGUAUACUGAAACAUAUGUGUGUGUGUGUGUGUGUGUGUGUGUGUUAGGUUAAAGUUUGACGUUAUUGAAGCUUAACCUUCACCACCCAAUUAUUAUAAGGGAGCUGAAAAACUGUUUCAAGCCAGGAGAUGGGAAGAUUGGUGAACAAAAAACUAGCUCACAAAAAUUGAAUGAGGUGGAGACUGUACGCAGUACAGUGGUACCUCUGGUUACAUACACUUCAGGUUACAUACGCUUCAGGUUACACACUCCACUAAGCCAGAAAUAGUGCUUCAGGUUAAGAACUUUGCUUCAGGAUGAGAACAGAAAUCGUGCUCCGGUGGCGCAGUGGCAGCAGGAGGCCCCAUUAGCUAAAGUGGUGCUUCAGGUUAGGAACAGUUUCAGGUUAAGAACAGACCUCUGGAACGAAUUAAGUACUUAACCCGAGGUACCACUGUAAUACCAAUUUGGCUUUCUCCUGUAUAAACUUCUCCUUGUGUUGAGGGCAUAUUCUGAGGCGCCUUCUCUGAAUGACUUAUCAUAGACGCUUGCUGGUCUCUCCAGGUUAUGGAAUGCCUUUCCCGGAAGGUUUGCUUGGUGCCUGUUCUUCAUUUUGACCCAGGAUUGUAAAUUCUAUCCAGAUGGGCUUUUGGAGAUAAGCUAAACGCUUAUUCUUUUGUCUACUCCAGCUUUAAUUUGCUUCUUUCCCGCUUUGUUUUUGUGUGUGGCUUUAAAAAUCUCCGCAUGUUUAUGUUUGCUGGGGGCUGAUUUGUGGGAUUGAGAUAUUUGAAAAUGAAAUACAAUUGAAGCUGCUGACAAGGAAUGGUGGUGGGAUCUGAGCCAGAAAACAAAUGUAUUCUGUAGCUAUGACAUAUGAACUAGGUCAGGAGGUGGGGAAUCCCGUAGGGAAUGGAAGGCUUGUUUGAACAGGACAAGUGAGUGCAUCAUUUCCGUUGGGUGCCCGGGAAGAGUGAGGUUACUAUAGGUGUGUUUCUAGGAGACCGGAUUAACAAAGCCCCUGAGCAGUGAGGUGACUUACCUACCUGGCAGAUACUUUUUCGUUUACGUCACUUUCUCUCCAUGACCUGCCUGAGACUUCUGCUGCGCUGGAGGGAAUGUAAGAGACAAAACACAGAAGUUUGCCUCCAGUCUGUGCAUAUCAUUAAAAUUAGUUUUGGCAGGCAAGGCUGUGUGGUUGUCUGACUUAGGCAAUGCAUAUGACCCCACCCAAAGAGUAAGGAACAGAGACCGCCGAGAAUGUGUAGAGUAGCAUCCCGGUCGUAAUGAACCCUGCAUGCAGUCUCAAGAGGAACAGGUCAGAUAUACAUGUUGUCCACUCCGCUUGAUCAGUUCUCCAAGCUUUUUCUCUGGAUGUGUUUAGGUUAUUGUAAAUGUGAAGGGAUAUGUAGAGUCAAAAAGGGAGAGGGGACAGCAAAAAUGUAGGAGAGUUGACUGUUCAAAUAGUAUAGUUUAGCACAGUGUUUCUCAAACUUGGGUCUCCAUAGUUUCCAAUUCCCAUAAUCCCUAGCUAGCAGGACCAGUGGUCAAGGAUGAUGGGAGUUGUAGUCCAACAACAGCUGGAGACCCCAGUUUGAGAAACACUGGUUUAGGAGCUUUGCACUUCUGCACCAUGUCUCAUGCAGUGCAUAAGUAAUGUGUGCCUGGCUCUCACGUUAUUGGCCCAAAGAGCAAUAUAGCGGUCAGAAGUGCAGUAGUAAAUAAGCUACAUGGGUAAUGGAGGAGGCUAGGCCGGAAUAUAAAUCAAGCAUGACCUGAAGGAUAGCUCAGUCAGUAGAGCACGAGACUCUUAAUCCCAGAGUCAUGGGUUCAAGCCCCACAUUGGCCAAGAGAUUGCUGUAUUUCAGGGGGUUGGACUAGAUGACACUUGGGUCCCUUCCAACUCUACGAUUCUCUUUUUUUAUGUGUUCUCCAGAUGGUGCUGUGCUACUAGAGUAGGGAUGAAAAUGUGUAGCCCUCUAGAUGCUGCUGGACUGCAAUAGUCACCAUCCAUGACCAUUGGUCAUGUUACUGGGAACCAAUGUCCCCACUGUGGAAGGACAUGUGGGUCCAGAAUUGGCCUCCACAGUCACUUACAGACUCACUGUUAAAACCGUGUUUAUGGAAGACAAUCUUACUUGGCUACGAGUGAUUGCCGAAGAAGAAGACAACUGUGUUCCCAGAGUAGGGAUGGAAACCUGCAGCCCUCUAGAUGCUGCUGGACUGCAACAGUCAUCAUCCAUGACCAUUGGCCAUGUUGGCUGCUGUUGCUGAUGGGGGCUGGUGUCCAACAUCUGGAGGACCACAGGUCCUCUCCUCUGUGCUGGGUUGGAUUUAGACCUGUGGGAGCUGACUUCAGAAAUGCAUUGGGGCAGGGUUCUUUUCUUGCAUCCUCAGUUCCCCAUCAAUAAAAUGGGAACAGGGCUGCUGCUAGGAUAAAUCUGAUCAUGACUGCAAAGCAUUUGGAGCCCUAAAGAGUACUUUAGAGAUAAUUUCUAAGAAUUGGUACAUGCCACUUCCCAAAGUGUUAGUCUGGCGAAACAUUAAGGGUAAUAAUGGGCAAAUUCCAUAAUGUCAGAAUAAGGAUGGGCAGCUGGGCCAUGCUACUUCCUCUUUGUCAUCCUGUAGGCCAAAUGCCCCAACUGGUAUGUCCAGUAUAAUUCCAGUAUGAUUUCUCCAGAGCCUUGCCCAGUUAUGGUGGCAACCUUCACCCUCUUGUACAGCCUCAUGAUGAUCAGCUCACCAAGCACUGCCAGGACGGUCACAUUGGUUUUUAUUUGUUAGCUGUCAAAUGCAAGCACAGCAAACACAACUGAGGUUGCAACAUAACAUUGCCAUGCUCUUCCUUAUCCAACAGCCCAAGCUCGAUAUGUGCCUUGGCUCACAUGGGUGGCCUGUUAAUUUCUGUAGAAACUCUGUUCCAUCCCACAGAACAGAGUGAAGAACCUUUAGCCCCUCCAGAGAUUGUUGGACUAGAACUCCCUUCACCCCCAUCACCAUUCUGGCCGGGGCUGAUGGGAGUUGGAAGCCAACAUCCUCUGGAAAGCCCAUAGGAUCCCCUUCCCUACUGAAAUAGAUUUGCUUCCUUCACUGAGAUUAGCCUUCUUCCCUCUCUUGUGGGCAGGUGAAAGAUCUAUGGUGAUUCUUUCGAUCAUCACACAUAAGAUUUUAUAUACCAGAAUAAAAAUGGAAUGUAUGCUCAGAUGUGCAAAAACAGCUCUGGGGUGAAAAAAAGUGUGUGUGUGGGGGGGAGGCAUUAGCUCAGUUGGUAGUUAGAGCAUGGUGCUGAUAAUGGCAAGGUUGCAUGUUUGAUCCCCGUAUGGGACAACUGCAUAUUCCUGCAUUGUAGAGGGUUGGACUAGAUGAUCCUCAGGGUCCCUUCCGACUCUACAAAUCUAUGAUUCUAUGUGCCUAAACACUUUCUGCUCAAAUGAGAAAACUGCUUUUAGGAAUAGAUGGGUAUUUGAGUACUUGUUUGCUGACCGCUUAAAAAAAAAAUAGUCAAAAGAAGACGAUACAUAAUUGUGCUGAAGCUGAGCAAGAAUAGAAAUAAAAGCAUUUUGUCUGGAAUCUUUAGAUGGAAUAAUAUGCCAAAGACUCUUCUCCUUGUUUGUAAUUCUUGAGCAAGUCUGGCGCCCCCUCAGCUCUCGCCACUUGUUUUGGCUGUUAAGGAUUGUUUUUUGUUAAGGAUUGUUUUGGCUGCUAAGAAUUAAGGAAUAAUGCUGUUCAUCAUAAACUGUAUUCUUGGGUGCCUGCUGUUGACUCUUUAGUGAUGCUGCUGCACUCGUUGUUUUCUCCAUAAAAUGGGAAUCCUGUGUUUUCCUUAUGUGGAAGGGCAGGACCCAAAGAUGUUUACUGGCAACAAUCUAGAGCCUGCUAUUUAAGUUAUGACUUCAUAGGUUUAUUCUGGGUCUAGGCAAACCAGUUCAGUGGGAGUGGAAUAAUAACCUCCUCAAACUUUUGGCUAUGUUUAGAACAGCACCUUCUCCUAAUACUUGCAAACACAGCCUGCCUCCAGUUUUUCAGUUUAUUGGGUGGGAAGAAGUGUCUCCAGAACUGUCACCACCCCAGAAGCAACUGCUGGUGACUUUUGGACUUUGAUCCUAGGCACUUGCAUGCAGGGAAGUGGCUUUUAUUGAGUGAGAUGGGGAUUUCCUUCCAAGGUGUUUUUGCAGUGGAGCCCAGCAAUUUGCCGUUUGUUUUCCCAACAGACUUUGCCAUCCAGCCUAACCUACCUUGCAGGGUUGUCGUAAAGUACUUUAGCCCCUUCACAUUUACCAGAAGACUAAAUGGUGGGACACAGAAAUUCCUCUUUCCUUUUGAUUGCUUUCACCCGUUAGUAGCAGGUGUUGCUGGACAAAAGUGUGAAUUGGUCUGGAUUUAAUUUUGAUUUAGCAACACACACUAGGCCUGGGAGAUAUAUCAGUAUAUAGCCCAGGACCAAUAUGAGGAGCCGACCGUGAUGUCGGCUUCACUCACUAGUAUAUCGCUGGUGAAACCACCACCGCUCCUGAGUCCCUCUGCUAGCGACUUCUCUAGCCAGUGUUUCUCUACCCCAGGGGCCUGCAAAGUUUUUGUGGCUUGGGCCGGUUCACGGUCUCACAGACGCCGCGGUGGGCUGGAGUGUGUGUGUGCGCACAUGCAUGCACAAAUGCUCCUUCUGGGGCGGAGGAGGCGUGCACAGCUUCCCAUUGGCUGCGGAAGCUUCCUGCAGUCAAUGGGAAGCUGGCCAGCGUCACAGAAGGCGGUCCCUGCUCUGCUCCGUGCCGGUUUAGCACGGCGCACAGCAGCUGACCAAGUAGAAAGUGGGGUUCCCUGAGCGGGUGGCGGGGGUCCAUGGCUGGUUAAACGACCCCCAUGGGCCGCUUGUGGCCCAUGGGCCUUAGGCUGCCGACCCCUGCUCUGCCCUCAUACUGUGCAGAGGGACAAAAAAGCUACAUUGGCGAAGCGCCCAUAGAGCUUGGAGUUCCCCCACUGCAUCUUUUAACUGCUCAGCUGAUGAGUGUGCGGUUGCUGCUCCCCUCAGAGUCCCCCAUCCUGGCACUGGCUCCAGGCAAGGGAUCCCCGCUGCUCUCCCCGCUCAUCCGCAAGCUGGGGGAACACUGGGGAUGGGAAGCCCUCCCGUGCCCCAGCUGAGCUGCACAAACAAGCCGCCUUGUCCCAGCCCGCUAGGCGCCAGGGUGAAACCGCGUCAGCUCCUGCGGUGAGAGCUGCGGCAAUUUCACCCGGUGCCUCGCAGCCAGUGCAGCUUGUUUGUUCAAUAUCGAGGUAUAUCAUGACGUUUGGCUGGUGAUAUACUGCGAUGCUGCAAAGCUGAUAUCGCCCAGCCCUAACACUCACCGUGACACAGUUGGCUGCUGCUUUAGAUUAAUAUGAAGUGUUCUGAUACCUUUGCCAGUGUUUUUGCAGGAAAGCUUGAAGCCACUCAUUGCGAUGGCAGAGAACUCAUACUGGCCAUCAUCACUUUCACAGCAGUCAAAAAAAAUUUAGUGUCAUGGGGCUACUGAAUUUCUUUGGAUUUGCUAAAGAGAAUGUGAUACUGUUUGCCUUAAAACAAGGGAAGCGAAACCCCUGAAAAUCCAAAGUGGUACAGACUAAAAAGAGUUGCAGUGCUUAGAGUCGGAAGGUAUUUGUCAUGUAUACAGUGCUAAAGAAAGUACGAACAACUGGACAGUUUCAUGAUGCUGAACUUUGAUCUGAGCUUAUGAUAGGCAAAUGCUUACUUGAAUCAAAGUUCACAGAUAAAGGAAGUUAGACCAGGAUUAUGUAUCGAGGCGAGGUUUGUUUUUGUAUAGUGUAGGUCACGAUAAAGAGAGAAAGGACUUCGUUGAAACUCUGGUGUUGAAAGAGGCUGCAUCUCCAGGGGCAGAGUACAUGUUGAUGCAGAAGGCCCAAUUUGAAUCUCCAGCUAAAAGGAUCUUGGAUAGCAGAACUGCAAAAGCCAGAGACUUCAGAAUAUUGCUGCGUCUCAGAGCAAAAACCAAGCUGGUUCAAAUGUUCUCGUCUGUAAAGGGGUUUGCCAGUGGCGUCUUGGCUACAGAUUUUACCCAGUCUAACUGUUUUGGAUCCUUUCCCCAACACAACCUUGGGAAUUAUAGUUCUGGGUUCAAACCAGGGCUCUUUCAUGAAACUGAUUCUUGCUACAAAAGCAACAACUGCUUUGUGUUUUGGACAUUAACUGGUCCUAAUAGCAUUUAUUAUUUCCACUGACUUGACUCUACAUACUCCUCCCUGGACUUAUACAACUACCAAAAUCUUGAUCUAAGCUUGUACAGUAGUACAAUUAUGUCCUUCAGCUCAUUUAAUUUCCGUGUUGGGAAAAAAAAAAGUUCCAGGUCGAGCAAAGGUCCAAGUGUGGUUUGUGUGUGCUGUUGUCUUUCUCUAUAAAGGUGAAUGGCUCAGGCGUGAAUGCUUUAAUCUCUUAAAGACCAGACUCACCUUUAGAAUCUGUCUUCUCUUUUCAAAUAGGAAUUUUAUUGGUAUGAGUUUUGUUUGUUUUUCUUCAUGUGUACCUUGAGUGAAAUCUUUUGUCUGGAAUAAAGUAGGCAAGUCCUGUUGAGGCAGAUUCCAGGGAUGGCUGCAACACAAUACAAUGUGCAGCAGGGCUUGCGGAGUUUUGAAACUGAGCUACAGAUGAGGCCUACAGGAGUCCUCCUUCCUGGUCAAAAUUCCUUUUUCCCCCAUUUACUCUUCUCCUCCCAGUUUCCCAUUUUUUCCCCUUCCAACACUCAGACAGCAAGCAUUUCAUGGCCACUAAGCAUGCUCAGCCAUAGCUGUUUUUGGGGUUAUGUUGGUUGUCCCAAGCCUGCUGAGAUUUACGGGUAUAUGAUUAGAAAAAGUCUGUUGAACUUUAUUUCAAUAUAUGAUCACAGCAUCGAAACUUUUACAUGCACAAAGAAGGAAAAAUUCAUCAUUGUCUACAGUGGAGGAAUGGUUGUUAGAAUUACUGGACUUGGCUGAGAUAGUGAAAUUGACAUGUUUAAUCAGAGAAAACCCAUUGUCAACAUUUACUAAAGACUGGAAACUUUCUAUGGGUUUUUUGCAUGAAAAAGAAAAUGUACUUAUGAUAUCUCGGUUUGAGGAUUGAAGAUAAUGUUAGUUUAUAAAAGGUGGAUUUGUUGAGUGUUGUCUUGGAGUGCAUGUGUUGAACAAUUCUCUCUAAAUAGCUGACAGCUAAAGAAUCGGAAGUUCUCUUUUCUAUUUCUCUCUAUUUCCCUCUUUUUCUUUUACCCCAUUCAUUUUUUCUUCUGUUUCUGCUCUGGGUUUUUAUUUAGAUUAGUGUUUUAGUCUUGAUAAAAAUAUAUCCGAUAUUGAUCUUUAUUUUUUCCCAUAUUUCAAUAAAAGGAAAGAACCUUCAAGAUACAGUGGUGCCUCGCAAGACGAAAUUAAUCCGUUCCGCAAGAGUCUUCGUCUAGCGGUUUUUUCGUCUUGCGAAGCAAGCCCAUUGACGGAUUAGCGCUAUUAGCGCUAUCAGCUGUUUAGCGGCUAUUAAAGGCUUAAAGGCUUAGGGAUUAGCUGCUAAAAGGCUAUUAAAAGGCUAUUAAAGGCUUAGCAGAUUAGAUAAAGGGGAAAAGCGAAAAAAAUCUCAAGACUCGCAAGACAUUUUCGUCUUGCGAAGCAAGACCAUAGGGGAAUUCGUCCUGCGAAGCAACUUCAAAACGGAAAACCCUUUCGUCUAGCGGUUUUUCCGUCUUGCGAGGCAUUCGUCUUGCGGGGCACCACUGUACUUGAAAACGAAAACAGAUUUCCUGUUUUAAUUGCUUGGCCUGAGCAGCCUCCUGGCCUAGGUAGUGUUGGCACAACAGAUCACCUUCCUCCUGGGGUCAGGGCAAGGUGCAGUUGGGGACUUCAGCUGGAGGGUCCAGGUGCUGUUAACAAUGCAAGAAUAACAUUUUAUUUUAAACACCUUGGAGGAAGGUUGAAGUACUACAGUAAAUGAAACUGACCCAUUUACAGUUCCCAAAAGCUCACCCAGAGCAACUGUGUGCAGUGUGCAUGAACUACAGAGGCAUAAUGUCAGUGAUACAAAUGAAUGAUGGCUUCCAGUCUGGGCAUGUAGCAGAGGGGCUCUGAAAGAGACAAGAGCUCACCAUCACGUCCCACGUCAGGCAAUUGCUUAAGCACACACGCUACCUAAAGCUUGUAUAGAUAUAUUUUCUAGCCCUGGUUUUAGUGUGGAGUUUAGCAGGGCUCCCCCCCCCAGGUGUAAAUCACUGGAACUAGGUUCUGGCAUGUCUCAGGUGGGCGCCAUAGCCGUCCUAAGAGAAUGAGGGAAGUGUUCAUGGUGAGUUCUGGCACCUCUUUUUCUAGAAAAAUAGCACUGGAGAUUAGGAAGUAUGCUCACACAUGUUUUGCAGUGAAGUACUCCCUGGAGCAAUUAUAAACCUUCCUGGGAUGUUUCUGGAAGGAGUACUUCACUGUGAGACAUACGGUUUAUGUAAUCAGAUGCCAAGUAAGUGCACUUGUCAUGGUGAUAUCCUAGUAAAAACCUAUGGGGACUUUGAUGUGAUCCUAACCAUACAGCCUAGAGUAUAAAAAGGGCCUGGGUCCUCUGUGAUCUAUAGGGAGCUAACGAUUUCCUUAUUUCAUAACACUUCAUGCAUUAUGCAGGUUGGUUUUCACAAAUAAGUAAUUUGAGCUGAGGCAGUAUGAAAAUACACACAAAAUAUAUAUAACAUAGUAACAAACAAACAAACACAAUCAUGUAAGUAACCAAUUAAUGCCUAAAUAGGCCCACUGUAACUGUUUCUGAUAUACAUGAAAGGGCUUUGUGGUCCAGUGUGUGUGUGGGGGGGUAGUACAUCAAGUAGAAUAGUAAUACUUUUAUAAAUAAACAUAAAUUAGAUACAGUACAGUGGUACCUCGGGUUACAUACGCUUCAGGUUACAUAUGCUUCAGGUUACAGACUCUGCUAACCCAGAAAUAGUACCUCGGGUUAAGAACUUUGCUUCAGGAUGAGAACAGAAAUCAUGCUCUGGCGGCGCGACAGCAGCAGGAGGCCCCAUUCGCUAAAGUGGUGCUUCAGGUUAAGAACAGUUCCAGGUUAAGAACGGACCUCCGGAACGAAUUAAGUACUUAAUCUGAGGUACCACUGUAUAUAGCAGUACUUUCAGAAUGUAAUUUUUUAUUUUUUGUUAUGUGCUAUUUCUAUUUUGUAAGGGAUUGUUUUGUGUUUAAAUGCUGUGUAAUAUAUAAAUAUAUAUAUCCCUGCGGAAGGAGGUAGUUAUCAUUUCCCUGCAGGCUAUUUUUGUGAUCAGCACCCCACCCCUAUUGCUUUUCAUGGGGUAAGGGAAAUACAUGCAGAAAAAUGCUGGGGAGUUUUAUAAUUGAUCUUCCAGAUUCUUAUGUUGUUUGAACCUCUGUGUAAAGCACCUUUAUGUUACAUUUUCUCCCUUUGUGACAUGAGAAGAGCCUGUCGCCAUGGAGAAACUCAUCUAAUGAGUUUCUGGGGAGAAGAGGUGGCAUAAUAAACAUACUCAGGGGGCUAUUCAUUUAUUAAGUCAUGUUUGCUCUAAUUUGAAAACAUCUGAGACAUGUGUCUGAUCUGUCAUAUAUAUGUCUGAAUGCACACCCACAGUGCAGCAUCAUGCAUAUUGUUGUUGAAACAGGAUGGGUGUGGGUGCAUCAGAAUCCCCUGCUAUAAAAUGGAGAGUUUUCUUCCAUUGGCUUACCAGAGGAUUCCAUGGAAACAAUGCCUGUGUUUUAGAAGGAAGUAGUCUCUAUCCAUUCAGUUCCUUGCAUCUCCAGUUAAAAGGGUCAGGUAGCAGAAGCUAUGAAAAACCUUUAACUGCCUGAGAUCUUGGAGAGCCGCUGCCAGUUUCCUAUGCAUUGGCAAUCCAUGUGGGGAAACGACCUUGGGGAAAUGAUGGGAACAGUGUGCUUGCAUGGGUAUAACCUAAUGUAAUCCUUUGGGUGUGUCCUGAGCAUUUGCUGGUCUUUGCCUGUUGUUUAAAAAGUCUUGCUGUUCCAGCCACUUUCUGUAAUGACGUUUAGGUAGCUGAUUGAAAACUCUGGCAUAACUGGCUGCACUUCAUUCUAGUUUAAGGUCACUGGAAACUUCCCAGUACAUUUCCAUUUGACAUCAAAUGUCUUUGCCUGCAGCUUACUAGAUUUGGCCCUUUCCCUCCAGAUGAACAGCCCUUAUUGCUAAUGAUAAAUUGGAAAGGAAAGCUGGAGUGAACUUUCUGGGGUAAAAGAUUAUGGUAGUCCCGCUUCUUCGGCAACCGUCUCAAGGGCCUGUUUGUUGAGUUAGUAGGAUCAAGUAGUAAUACCACUCUUGGACACCUGUAACAGGUGGAGCGAGAACCAAAGAGAGGUAGAGCCGACGGAUUCUGGUUUUGCCCUCAUCCUCCACUGUGGCUGAGUUGUACAGUGGCAACACUGAGAGGAAGGAGGACAAAAAAAGACCAUCAAUGGGCUUUAUAAAGUAAGAAGACAGGCAGGUGGGGGCUGGAUAAAGGCAGACUGAGGUUAGUGGGGCAGUGCUCCACUUGCCCUGCUGGAUGAGCCUCCCCUGUUUAUUCUUCUAUUUGCAUAUAAGAAUGGGCACAGGCAAGGAAGUAGACAAGAUGGCGGCAACAGCCACUGAGUCAACAAUAUGCUACAAAAGUGCUACUUGACUUCAUCCCUUACUGUCCUUAAAGCUACUUGUCUUCUACCACUUUGAAAAAAUGUCUAAUAAUUUUUUAAUAUAAACUGCUAAUGUAGCAUUUUAAUCACCAGCGAUACCUGUCCUUGGAUAUCCAUUUUUUAAAAAAUCUCCUGCAGGUUGUGGGGUGCAUUUGCAGCUGUCAUGUCAUUUUAGUCAUGUGUUUCUUCCCUUCAUUUUUCAGAGUUGGAGCCAAGCAUUCUGUCAUCCUUUGUUAAUCCUUUCGCUUUACUGAUUUUUUAAAAAUGAUUUUAUUCAGUUUAUAUUAUUAUUGGUUAGCUGUGCAUGGUGCUGUAUGUAGAUUGGCAGGAUAUAUUUUGAAUUAAUACAUAAACAUGUUGUUGCUUCUCCCCCUUGUCAGAUGAUCGGCCGCCCGUGGCCCGUGCAUGGAUGGAGAUGAAAGUGCAGCCUAACGAGCCGGUGACGCUGAGGGGUUCAGAAAGUUUUGAUGACCAUGGUAUUGUGAAUUAUGAAUGGACUCUUCUCUCUGGCGAUGACUCUCUGGUGAUGGAGGUAAGGAAGGCCAAUUGUUUGGCUUAGGUUUGCUUCCACAAUAGCUUGCCAGUCUACACUUAUCAGCAUUCAGAUUAUCAUAUCUCUGCUUAAUAAGCUGAGACAGAAUGAACUGCCUGCACAUGAAACCCCUUCUCUCCUUCCUCUGUGUCAGCCAUGAUUAAACAAGGGAAUCUCUUUGUAAACAUUGUUUUUCAUUUCAUUCGAACCAAGAAACUAUGGUUAGUAGUUUCAGAAUCAAGGUAUGAUAUUCAACCAUAGGCCAUAGUUUAAGAUUGAUUAAAAGCUUUAGAACAAGCCUGAAUCUUAAACUAUGGCCUGUGGUUGAAUAUCAUACCUUGAUUCUGAAACUACUAACCAUAGUUUCUUGGUACGGAUGAAAUGGGAAACUAUGUUUGAUUCAGGGAUUCCCUGAUUUAAUUGUGGCUCCUAUUAAGAGAGGAGCGAAGGGGCUGCAUGCUGUGGCAAAAAGGUGGUUUAUGUCUUGGCUUACUAAGUCAACAUAUGAUCAUCUGAAUUGAGCCUGUGAAUCAUUUUGUCAUGAUGUCAGCAGUAUGGUUCAAUUAAGUUGUUACUCAGCAUACGCCUCCUUUCUUUAAGCAAAUUACUGGAGAUGUUAUGCAAAGUAACAAGCUCUGUGAGAAUAGCCAUCAGCUUUGCAUCUGAUAUUCGUUUACUCCCUUCUCCCUCUAACACCUUUGCUUUCCUCUCCUACUAAAUGACCUUUUUAUAUCCUUGAAAUCCUUAAUAGAUGGGUUAAUGCGUUUUUUUUAUAUUUAAUGAUAUGGCAUUGUUGAACUUUGCACAAAGAUAAAAGACAAUGAGAUUAGCAUUCAGUACUAUUAAUCCCAGAAUAUCGUUUAAGGGCAUAUGGUUUUCUUACAUUAUACGUAAGAUCAAAGCAGGUCUGAGCCUGGUCAGUGUCUGGAUUAGGAGACUGCCUGAAAGCCAGAUCUGUAAGCUGUACUUAGUGUAAGUUUGAUUAUGUAAGGCAUGCCUCAGUUCAAAGCUUGAACCUGUCCUGGGUUCGCGUAUUCUAGAUGUGUGCUACAUACAAUCCCUUGCUUGCUACUGAGUAAGUAAAUCCAGUUUAGGCAGAUUCCAGUAAUGACUGCAAGGGAGGCAGGGCUCCAGCAGUUUGACAUUCUGCCUUUCAGCAAUCUUUAAUGAGUUCAAAAACAAGAGGCAGGUCCUUUGCCACUACGAGUGCUGGGUCAGAUCAUCUGCCUUUUCUGGCCCAAGGAGAUGGGCAGCGAACGACCUUUUCCCAGGGCAAGGGAGAGUCUUGGGGAUUGUGACUGGGUGAAUAUCCUCACGUUCCUCAGUCACAGAAUGCAGUGGUGUUCAAUCUGCCUUUCAGACAUGGCAGGUGGUAGCAUUUGAGGUGGGCUUCGAUCUAAGAAUUGCCGCUCUAUCCUUCAUUGGGGAAACGGGGGCCUGACAGCAUCACUUGCUUGUAAUGGGCACUGUAAGUACCUUCCACUGGUGGGGAGGUAUACAAUAGCCACAUCAGACCUGGUAGUUGCCACCUGAGUUGCAUGUGAGAGGGAGACAAAGUGGGAGGACCAGUCACAGGGACAAAUCACUACUGCUUUGAAGGAAAGGGAGGGGUCUGUGGCUGGAGGGUGGGUGUCCCAAGAAAAAUGCCAUUCAAAAAACAGGCUUCAAGUGAAACUAGGCCUUUAUGUGGUACAAGCAUAUUCAGGGGCAGCCUUCAUGAAAAAUCAGUGAAGGACUGUAACAUGGUAUAAUUGCAUAGAGCUGGCAUGGCCAAACUUGGCCCUCCAGCUGUUUUGAGACUACGAUUCCCAUCAUCCCUGACCACUGGUCCUGUUAGCUAGGGAUGAUGGGAGUUGUAGUCCCAAAACAGCUGGAGGGCCAAGUUUGGCCAUGCCUGGCAUAGAGCUUUUAUACACUUCUGUAUUACACACGUGAUUACUAUUAACCAAUCAUAUGACUGCAAUAAAUUUCCUAUAACCCACUUUCAUCACUCCAAACCAAUUGGGAAUCCUUUCGCUCCUUUGACUAGCCCUCCCAGCCUUCUCAUUAAAAUAUGUAAUUAUGUAUAGCUAUUCUGCUCUGUCUUUCGUUAUUAACCUUUGACUAAUUAUUCUGUUCGUUAGCUAUCCUCCAGCAUCCUCUUUUAUUUAUUUGUGAUUAGUAUUUUCAUUCUUCUACUGACUUCAAGAUUAAAUUCAGUCAGUUGUUAUACCUAGCCAACUUCCUUCAAUCAUUGCUUAUGGUACUUGUCUUCAGAGAUUAAUGGUGCAUUCUUUCAGUAUACCAAGGUACAGGUAUUUCACACUUCCAAUCUAAAAAUGGUGUUUGUGUGUGUGUGUGGUUUUUUUAAACUAGGCAGGGAUAGUGAGAUUUCAUGGUUUUGCUAGGCCACAAGCUACCAGGAAAAUGGAGUCUUGGCUACAAAAAUGGAUUCAAACAAAACAAGAAGAUGCAGAUUUCAAACAGGACAAGGAAAUUUGAGUUUUCUGCUUCAGGGGAGAUGGUGGGAGAUGGGAAAGGGAGAAACCUGAUCCCAGACUAGAGGUUGCUAGCUUCCCUUGUGGGUCACCUGAGGUCAAAUGUAAAUUCUAGCUUGUGGGACUAGUCUGGCAACCUUAUUAUGUCCAGUGCCUUUGCUUCCUGCUCUAAAUUGUUGUAUAAUGCCAUGCCAUCUACAUGCCCCAUAAAUUGUUACUGUCUACUUCAUGACGCAAGAGUGAAUAUAAAGCACUCAUUUUAUGUUGGACAAAUGUGAGGUGCCAGGUUACAGUGCCAUCUUGGUAUCUGAGUCUGUGUUCAUAUCUUGCAGUGUUUAAGGCUUGGUGCGUGUUUUUUCAAAACCAAUGUAUGGCUUCUAAACACAAUUUUGAAAAGCUUUUCCAAGGUUGCCUUGAACUCUUCAUUAGGUUACAUUGUUUUUUUAAAAAAAGUUGAGGGAUGGGGAGGCAGGAGAGUUGGCUAAUGUUCAAAGCCAUCUGUGUCUACGUCUGGCAAGUGUGGCCUUUCUUCCUAGGAGCGAAAAACACAUAAUAGCAGAUGCCCCAUCUCUGCAAGUACAAAUAGCUUUUACAAAGUUCUGUCUCUUUCUCCUUAGGCCACUCACUGUAUCACUGUGUGGCAUUUUGGUUGGCGUAAUAAAGGUAUUGCCCUAAUAUGGCUUUCAGGUUUUUUCCUACAGCCAACAUGACUUCCUUCUACUCUUUGUAGUAGAAAGGGUUAGUCUUUGGUCCUUCUAGUUGAUGUAAUCAGGAAGGGACAGCUUUGAUUGGAGGUCCUGUGACUUUUUCAAAUGCUUUAUUACAACUAUCUCAGUUAUCCUAAUAAUACUGUGUGUUCUGUAACAUUUUGUUGUCUUUUUGCAAGACUGGUCUACUAAAACAUUUCCAGUGCUGGGAUCCAUUGUUUGAAAUGUCCUGUGGGGCAGUCCCAAUUGUCCUUGGCUCUCAGUGUAUCAGUGUAUGGACAUUGAAAAACGUCCCUCAAAAUUCCUGCGGCAGUUUGCCAAAGUAGGGAACCUCCAAAUUUGCCUGGAUGCUUUAGGUCAUGGCUGUGGAACCCAUGGCAUCUCGAGAUGAUGGUGGACUCCAGCUCCCAUCAUUUCCAGAACAUGGCCAUUGACCAGUGAUGAUGGGAGUUGUAGUCCAGCAGCACUGGUGUGGUGGUGGUGGACAAGUUCUCCAUCCUGACUUUAGGUCAGGCAUCCCCAAACUCGGCCCUCCAGCUGUUUUGGGACUACAGCUCCCAUCAUCCCUGACCACUGGUCCUGUUAGCUAGGGAUGGUCGGAGUUGUAGUCCCAAAACAUCUGGAGGGCCAAGUUUGGGGAUGCCUACUUUAGGUUCUGUGGCAACCACCACGAUUACAUUUCUUGAACCAAGAUGAGAGAAUGCUGAAGCUCUUGCUAUAGCUUAUGUUAUAAUGCCUUCUGAAAGGACCUCUCUUCUUUACAUUUUCCAUCUUCAGAAAGAGACAGAUCAUGUGGUGGUCACCAACCUGCAAGAAGGGACUUACAUCUUCCAGCUGACUGUGACGGAUACUUCUGGACAGAAGGGCUCUACCAACAUCACCGUCACUGUGCUAAAUGCUGAGCAGACUGUAGGUGGGUCAUUGCUGGCUGUACCUUUCAAAGAUAGAGUCUAGAACUGGAACCCUGGCUGAUACUAGUCUUAGGGACACACUGGGGAACAGUGUCACAUGCUGGGAGCUUCCAACUAGUAAUAUUGUAAAAUCAGGGGAAUAAGCUAAACCUAAACCUAACCAGUGCUUUCUAACCAGUGUUUUCUCUGAUACUUACUGUGUGUGUUUCUUCUAGAGCACUGCUUGGCUCCUUAUAAGGUGGGACGUUGCCGGGCUAGCUUUCCUCGCUGGUACUACAAUCCAGAAACUCAGCAGUGUCAGGAAUUCACCUUUGGGGGUUGCAAACCCAACAAGAACAAUUACAUACGAGAAGAAGAAUGUAAACUUGCCUGCAAGAACGUCCAAGGUUGGUCUCCUUUGAGAAAAUCCCUCCUUUCUGGAUUUCAGAGAUUCAAGUGAGAAAACAUUUGUCAUUUGAUAGGUCCCACUGAGAAUUAAUUUUUGAAGGGGUGGAGGAAGAACCCGUAUACCAAGUCUCAAUGUGAUGUGCUCAGGCUUUUUGAGGGGAGAUUAAAAAUCUCCAUAAAUUUGGAAGCAAUAAUUAGCCUGGGACUUGUUCCAACAUCUUUAAUGCUGAACUGAUCAUAAAUUGUGGCAGUUCCUGCAAAGCAUUUAUUUUAAAGAUUGAUGAGGACUGGCUAUUCUAGCCAAGCAACAUGGGAUUUUCCCCAUCUCUCUAGUCAGAGCUCAUCAUCGCAUGCGAGAAAUUCAUUCAGUUAAAAAUUGAACAUUGCUGGCAUCCGUCUGUCUUGAGAGACAAUGGAAGAGUGGGCCAUUGGGGGGUAAAGUCAAACUGCUGGAGAGUUACAGUGCCUGCUAUGGCUGUAGAGGCCAAUAACAGAGAGUCGGUCUGCCAACAGGCCUGGUACCUGAAGCCAGCUCUCUGUAAAUCACUUCCUUGGGGAAAUUCACCUUCAAUUUUGUGGUCAAACUGCCUGCAAUCCUUUCAGGACAUAACCUCGGAAUGCUGAGUUUUGCAACACACAAGUCAUGUUCUUUCCCAUACUUCUGCCCCCUGGUAUUGGCUGAAUCUUAAUAGCUUUAAAUGCAGUGAGUUCACUGAGUCUCUGUAACCUGUGACUUUUUGUACUUUGCUAAAAGCUAGCUAGGUUUUGGAAUCGGGAAUGACUGACAGCUGUUUCACUAAUUCUAGAAGGGUGUUGUUGGGAAACCACAUUAAAAAAACUCUCUUUCUCCUGUGGCCCCUCCAACACAGUAGUGUAGCUGGAAAUGAAUUGUGUGCAUGCCAGCAUUUAAAAGGAGGGGAAAUAUAAGAUAAAGCAUUAUUGUUUUGUCUGAAUUUUUAGAUGAGAUCCAAUGACUAGCAUGUAAUUUUCUGAAAAACAGCAAUCUCUCCCCCUCCUAAUCUCUCUUUCUUUCUCUCUAGGUGCUGUUGAAAAGCGAAAUGAGCCAGGUAAGCAUUUCAGUGGCCUGGUUUGUCCAGAACACUAAGCCAAGUCCGGGCUUAGGAGAUGGCCCACAUGUGCAGAUUCCUAGAGUGGAACCUGCAGCCACUCUGCUCUUCCCUGGUGCUUUCUGUUGCCAUGCUGUACUCAGCUGAGCCAAGGAUUGGCUUAACAUUCUGCCUGCAGGUGGGCUCGCAGUUAAGCAGAGGUGGAUUUAGGGCAGCAGGACUGGUUCUGCCGCACUGGGUGCUGGGGCUAGGGGGCGCCACAGAGCGUCACAACUACGAUGUCAUAAAUUGAGCAGAACGGAAGGCGAGAGACAAGCUGGGGGUGCUGAAAUUAGACCUUGCGCAGGACGUCGCUGAAAUUUGAAAAACCACAGUCUGUCCCUGAGUUAAGUUCUCUCCUCACUAACCAUGAGCUGUGAGCAGUAACACACCUUGGUUACAGUUCAUGGUUAGCGAGGAGAGAACUUGACCCCGAGCCCAGAUUUUGACAAUAUGUUAAGCCAAACCGUGGCCCGGCACAGCACAUUGCAACACUUUUGUGCUCUCUCCCUAAGCUAAGGUUUGGCUUUGCGGGUUCUGCCUGUAUAUCUGCAUGACUCCACCCUUUCUCACUUUCUUGCUGACUUGAGCCUCAAUGGCAAAUACUGGUGACUGGUCUCUUGCCUCUGUGCUUGCCGUGUUGCAAAGAGGUAGCUUUCCUGGCAUGGUGAAGCUCUUGUCUUUACUGCUCUCACUGGCACAAUCUUUAGUCCUGGUCUGCCCUAAGGAUGAUUGAUCUGAAGCAAAUGUCCCCGUCCGGAAGGGGGCACUGUCUUUGCUGAGAACCAAAAGGUCUGGUUUAUAUUUCCCCUAUAGUGUGCAAUGAAAACUGCCUGCCCUACUCUUUCAAAUGUGACGAUGGCUGCUGUAUUGACAGCUUCUUGGAAUGUGAUGAAACUGCAGAUUGUUCAGAUGGGUCAGACGAGAAGUUAUGUGAUUCGUGUAAGUAGGUGUUGCUGUGACGUCUUUGAAAAUGGGCAUAAUCAUACCACGCAUGCAGAAGAAUGCAGGCCUUGGCAUCUCCAGGGAAAUUAUAUCUGGAGUCAAAAGGCCAGAAACACUCUAGCUGUUUUCCUGGCACUUCCUCCCUUAGAGAGAUACCUGCGGGUGGACCAUGGCAGCUGGAAGCAGCCACCCUCUGAUGGCAAACAUGGUCCUUUUCUUUCCCCACCCCAGGAGAGGAAGUCAUGUUCUGUUCUCAUUUUUUGUGUUUGUACAAUUUUGGGACAGACCACUGAAGCUGCUAUCAAAUCUACUAUCUCUUCUGCUAGAACCGUUUCCACAAGUUCACAGAACUGAAGCUGGAAAGGGCAGGAUGGUAGUCUUCUCUUUCCCUCUCUUUCACCACCAAAGAUGGAUCAUACCUUAUUUCAUUUUAAUCAGUCCAAUACAGAAAUCACAGUCCCCUCUGAAAUCUAAAAAUGCGUAAGGACUGCUUCACUUGUGCAAAUCAGGCAUUUCUCUCCCCUCCACACACUUUUACAUGAACCCUCCUCUCUCUCUCUCUUAUUGAGUCCAGGAUCUUGUGUGGAGAAAUGUAAGCAAACAGGGCUGAAUAGAGGCACCAUCAAUAUAUUUCCACCUAUUGCAAUCGCCAGCAUCAUUGCCGACUACUGAUUGUAUCAGUGUAUUGCCUUGUUCGUGCUGAUGUUGUAGUGCAGGACUCUGUAUUUGGAUUGAGUGAGGAGAGAUUUUAUGAUGAGCUAGUAUGCAUGUGUGUGCACGUGUGUGCACACUAGAAGCAGCCAGCUGGCAUGUGUGAACUAGCUUUUAAUGGCAAUGUCCUGCAUUUCCUUUUGCGAAUGUUCCCGUUGCUCUUGUUUGUAUUUCUGGUCAAAGUGUCCGUUGCAAUUUCACAGGACUGCAAACUGUGGCUUAUUGAGAACAUGUUUUGCAUUUGAAGGUGGGGGUGUUUUUAUUUCUUAUAUUUUUUAGGUGAUAAAGGGCAGCUAACAAAUAUAAGAAUAAUACCAGCUUUCAUUGAUUUUUUUAUUUCCUGUUCAUUAAAUUGGGGAGGGGGACUAAAGGAAAAUGUUGCCGUGUAGAGUACACUGUUUAGGAUUCCAGCCAUUCCAUUUAGUUUUCCUGUGCUCCAGUUUUCUCUAUUCUGCACAUGUACACACCCCAACAAUCAAUCAGCAGUCUGUGGCCACGGAGAAUACCCAGUCUUUAUUGAAUUGUUAUUCUCUGUCAUUCCAUCUCUCUCUCUCUCUCUCUCUCUCUCUCUCUCUCUCUCUCACACACACACACACACACACACACACACUUUUUGUGUAGUGUUCUGUUUUGUUUAACAAAAUGUCUUGCAAACCUUGGGUUUUUCCCUAAGCCUGCUGAUACCUCCCUCUUGUGGGUAGUACUGUUUGGGCUACAGAAGCAACAGCACUCACAGUUGCUGUUGAAAAGUAUGUGGGCAACGUCUACUAAAAUCUCAGAAACCAGAGAGGAAAUCUUCCAGCCAACAGGUUUAAUACUUUAAAAAUUGCUAGAUACAUUUUGCAAAAUGAGAACAUACAAAUCUGUUCCAUUUCCCAGAAUUAGUUUUAUUUCAGCUUUUCUUGCUUUUCAGUUAAAUAAAUGCAAAAAUGUUAUUGCGGUGUUUUGUUUUUAAAGUAGGCCAUACAUACAGGUCUACUUAUUACUGUCUAGUACAGGGGUCAGCAGCCUUUUUCAGCCGUGGGCUGGUCCACCACCCCUCAGACCAUGUGGUGGGCCUGACUAUAUUUUGAAAAAUAGUAAAAAUAAUGAACGAAUUCCUAUGCCCCACAAAUAACCCAGAGAUGCAUGUUAAAUAAAAGCACACAUUCUACUAAUGUAAAAACACGUGGGCCGGAUUGAGAAGGCGAUUGGGCCGCAUCCGGCCCCUGGGCCUUAGGUUGCCUACCCCUGGUCUGGUAUGUCUAAAAUUGAUAACAGAAACAAAUAAGGAGGUGAAUGGGGAAGAUCAGAGAACUACUAACAAAACAACAGGGAUAAACUAUUUAAAUAAGAGGUCAGGGAGUUUCUGACUUUCAUGCUGAUUAUUUGCACUGUCAUCACACCGAAAGAACCAUUAUGUGAACUAUCCCUUCCCCUUUUGUGUUUCUUCCAGAUGUGCAAGGGUUCAAUCGAUUACGUAAUAUCAAUGUUACCACCAGCCAAAGUAAGUAUAUCCUGAAUGCCUGUGGAGUGGGAUCUACUUUGGAUGAAUGUGCUAAUAACAAAUUUGAUUACUUACAUUUGCAUCUCUCCAAGUGUAAUUGAGGUUGGAAAGGGUGACUGUUCCAGAAGGACUGGAGAUGGAUUGCAGUUACCUUGCUCAAAUUAAAAGAAUAAACUGUACCAAAGGCUUUCCUGCAAAGGAACAGUAGCACUUCUCAGCUCCUUAGUAUAUGCAACAUUUUGAUGAACACUAAAGUUAGGCAUUUUCAAGUAGUGUUCAAGUAUUUUAAAUGCAUUAAUUUUUAUUCAAAGAACAAAAAUAUAUCUUAAUCUUCAACUGGUUUGAAAAACCAGCAAAAGUUGUAUGGCACCUUAAAGAGUAACCAAUUUCUUCUGGCAUAUAAAGUAUGACCGCACCUAUGUUUUGUCCAAUGCUAGUUCUGCCCAGGGUAGACCCAUUGAAAUGAAUGGGCAUGACUAAUUUAGGCUCAUUAAUUUCAAUAGGUCUAACACUGAGCAGGACUUAGUUGACUACAACUCUUGGUUACUGUGAAACAAUGAAACUUUUGCAAAAAUGUAAUUGAAACUUUUAACAAUGUGAGGUAAGGAUUCCAUAAAUGUGAAUCAUUCACUGAAUGAGUUCAUUUUGUUUUUUAUCCUCAAAUACCUGGGCCAGCCUUGCCCAACCUAGUGCCCUUCAGAUACAGUUACAUUACUGCAACACACAUUGGCCCCAGCUAGCGUGGCCAACUGUCAGCCAUGAUGAGAUUGAAGCUUAAUAUCUGGAGGGGGUCAGGCUAAGGAAAACUGGACUACAGUUGCCAAAAAUGUUAGAACAGAAAUAAAGUGAAGCAACAAGUGGUUAUGGGGAAAGUCAGUUUUUGAAGGCAGUUGUGCUAAGAAAGCAGUAGGCCAAUUUAAAUAAUUUUUAUCAGAUGAUCAGGUAUUAACUAAUGUCCUGAUACAAAACCAUUUCAAUAAUAUUUUUUUGGCAGGUCACUGUGUGGAUAUGCCAGAUACUGGGAGAUGUGACGAUAGCAUACCUCGCUGGUAUUACAACCCGUUUGCUCAGAAAUGCCGUCGCUUCACCUAUGGAGGCUGUGAAGGCAACAAGAAUAAUUUUGAGGAGGAGGAAGUGUGUAUGAAAUCUUGCGAAGGUGUCACAAGUAAGUAGAAAAAGGACCUAAAGAGGUGGGCAGGAGAUGUGGGGCAUCUUUUCCUUAGUAAAUGUUUUUUGAGUAAAUUUUUGGCACCAUGCAGACCAAAGGUCAGCAGAAUAUGGAGUCACAGACCCUUCUCCUGUUGUGUCUGUUCUAGCAUUAAAGGUUUUAAGAGAUUGGUGUUUAGCAGCCAGAGGCUGACAUAUUUAUACCUCUCAGUACUAGAUGGUGGGAACUAACAAAUAAUGGUGCUUAUCAUGACCUGCUUCUGAACUUCUCUGUGGCAUCUAUCUGGUUGUUAUUAAAAGACAGAAUGCUUAAAUGCUCUUGAUUUGACCCAAGCAAGGCCAGUGGUUCAUCUAGCUCAGGCAUAGGCGAACUCGGCCCUCCAGAUGUUUUGGGACUACAACUCCCAUCAUCCCUGACCACUGGUCUGGUUAGCUAGGGAUGAUGGGAGUUGUAGUCCCAAAACAUCUGGAGAGCUGAGUUCGCCUAUGCCUGAUCUAGCUCAGUAAUAGACUGCUGGCUGACAGCAACUGCUGAUUCUGGUCCCUGGAAGAACCUGGUUUGUGACUGGCCUCCCAAUCGUGGCUUGGUAGGAAGCAUUUAACCCCGAUCCCUUGUUCAGGUGUAACAGAAAGCCAGCUUCCUAGUUUGUUUAUUCCACUUGCACCAGGGGAUAAGCAAAGCGGGAGCAAUCAGCCACUUCUUCCUGUGAUCUUUGGAUAAAGGGCAGUAUACAAAUUUAAUAAACAAUAAAAUAAAAUAAAUAUACCACAAUAAGCCAUAAAGUCCGGCUUAUUGCAUGAUCAUUGCCUGUGAGUAUCCUUGCAUCCCCGAAAGAACUGUUGGCCUCAUAAACCUUUUUCAUUGUCACCAUCUUCUUUUACCUCCCACACUCCUUUCUUUUUCUUUCUGGUUUCUGGUUUCUUUUUUAAUUGUUAAUCCAGCUGUUGGAAAGCAGAGAAAGGCGGUAUAUAAAUCUAAGAAGUAAAAUAAAAAUAAUAAAUGAACAUAUGAUUGAACUGUUGGGGUGAAAAUAUGAUAUGACUUAAAGGGAAAGUUUUGGGAGAGUUUUAAUAUUAAAAGUGCACUGUAUGAAACUGCCUCAAGGAAGGAGCAUCUGCCAUUAUUCCAAGCAUCAUUAUACAACCCUGUCUUUCUCUCCUCCACAGAGGAAGAUCUGAUUGGCCAGAGAUGGAGCACCUAUGAGGCCCGGCAGGCAGGUUUAAGUAUGUAAACUGAACUCUACAAUGCUCUAGUAGCACACUUAUUUCUUUGCUCCUCAGUCUCUGCUGUCUGUCUCUUUUGCUUCGGCUGUAAGCUGCCAUGUAUUUUAGAAAAUAUGAUAACUGGGAGGAGGCAUGGGAAGAAUCCUGAUACUUCUGUACAAAGAAAGUGAUGACGCGUAACUUGUUGCCUUUAGAAACAUGUCAUCAUCACUUAUGUGUGUUACAUACCGUAUUUUUUGCUCUAUAAGACUCACUUUUUCCCUCCUAAAAAGUAAGGGGAAAUAUGUGUGCGUCUUAUGGAGCGAAUGCAGGCUGUGCAGCUAUCCCAGAAGCCAGAACAGCAAGAGGCUGCACAGCGAUCCCACUUGCUGUUCUGGCUUCUGAGAUUCAGAAUCUUUUUUUUCUUGUUUUCCUCCUCCAAAAACUAGGUGCGUCUUAUGGUCUGGUGCGUCUUAUAGAGCGAAAAAUAUGGUAUUCAUCCACUGCAUUGUUUCUUAAAAGUAAUUUAUGUUUUUAGUUAGCAAAAAGUAUAUGCCACUUACUCAAUAAAAGACCUAGGCGGCCGACAAUUAGUCACACAGCUUAUGACUACAAAUCACAACAGUGAAAUUUAAAACCAAAGGUUUUUCAAGCGAGUGCUCUAGAAAUAACAUGUUGAGUUCAAUGGGAUUGAUCUGUUGUAAGUAUGUAUAGGAUUGUAGCCUUAGGCUGCAAGUCUGCACACACUUACCAUAUUUUUCCAUGUAUGAGACAACAUUUUUUUCCUUAGAAGUAAUAGGCAAAAAUUGUGUGUUGUCUUAUACACGGAUAGCAGAGGUGGGACGGGCAGUUGGUGGCAGCAGCCAGCAGGAGAUUGGCAGUGGUGAUUGGGUGUGUGAUUGGUUGCUAUGGCAGUUGGGCGGGUUAUUUACAAUAGCGGUGAGGCGUGGUUGCUCCCCCCCCAAAAAAAAGCUUAACAACUCUGGGCAAUCUCCCCCCAAAUUUUUUUGUUGCGGUCCAGAAAAAUAGGGGUCGUCUUAUACAUGGGGGCAUGUUAUACACAGAAAAAGAUGGUACCUUGGGAUUCUGCGCCUCCGGGUAUCUGCAUGUUACAUACCUUGAUGAGGGAAUCGCACCAUGGAGUACAGUGGUACCUCGGGUUAAGUACUUAAUUCGUUCCGGAAGUCCGUUCUUAACCUGAAACUGUUCUUAACCUGAGGUACCACUUUAGCUAAUGGGGCCUUCUGCUGCUGCCGUGCCGCCAGAGCAUGAUUUCUGUUCUCAUCCUGAGGCAAAGUUCUUAACCUGAGGUAAUAAAUCUGGGUUCUCAGAGUCUGUAACCUGAAGCAUAUGUAACCUGAGGUACCACUGUACUUCUGUCAGGAAGUCCUUGUUGCAGAGGGCUCUGGGAAGAGACCCAUGAUCACCUUUUGCUUAUUGUUUUUGAGAUGGCUAGGCACCCCACGUUAAAAGUGCAUCUUGCAUCUCAAGAUCAGUGCCUUCAGCCUAGGACACCUACCCAAGUCAGAAGCGGUUCACUGGAUGAACCCCGCAAAAAGAGGACAGGUGCCAUUUUGAGUGUGGAAAGGCAAGCAGCAAAAUAACCAGGGGUGCCUCAAAUCCUGGGCUGCUCCAGCCUUUACUGUAAAUACGUUAACAGCACCUCCUUCUUAACGCUUGUUAAGGCCCAAAUAGCAGCUUUGGUUAACCCUGAUUCUCCCCCCCCCCCUCAAAUCUCUCACAGGUUCUUUCGAAACGGCCAUUGCAGUGCUCCUGGCUGUAUGCAUAAUGAUAGUGUUGGCAAUCCUUGGCUACUUUUUCCUGAAGAACAGAAAGACGUACCGGCGACGGCGCCAGCCAGCUACUGCCGCCAACUCCACUCUCUCCUCUGUGCUAUCCACCACCGAGGACACGGAGCACCUCGUCUACAACAGUACUACGAAGCCUAUUUGAUCCGGAAGAGCUGCCCUCCUCUUCUGGGAGUGGGACAGUUGCCUUGACUGAUGAUACUUCUGAAACAAAAGCCUGUGGCUGAAGGAUGUCCCUCUUCCUCCACGCUUCCUUCCUUAGACUGUCAAAUUCCAGCCACCUUACUGCCCCUAGAGAUUGUUCUGACUAUGUGACAGCUUCUGAGGAAGAGGAAGUACAGUAUCCCCCCCACUUUUGUAAUGACAACAGUGGCUCACUAUGCUGUCAGAGGAAGCUGUCACUGAGGGCUUACUGUACCUAUUGAAGGAGUCGUGGUUUGAUUUUUGGUAUGGAUUUCAUCCCUUCACAAACCUGCUCAAAUCUACAUUUCGUGUGUGUGUGUGUGUGUGUGUGUGUGUGUGUGUACUUCUGCCUAGUUCCUUUUUGUUUCUCUUGAAAGUCCUGCCAUCUUAGAGCCACCCUCUCUGUGCUAAGGGUCUAAGUAGUUCAAACCUCGUGAUACUUCUGAGAGUCCUGAGCAGGUUCUCAUACUUGAUCAUUGUGAACUCAGGGUUGCACAUGGCGGUCUUUCUAGCAAGAUGAUAUCAAAAAGAAGCUUGAUACACCACUGGAGUGAAUCUGGCCUCUUUCCAAAUAUAUUGCAGCCCUUGUUGCAUGUUAAUCGCUAGGCAAGAUGCAGUGCACGUAACAUAAAAUAUAUAGUAUGACCAUAAGUUUUAAACGUAAUUUGAACAUAUUAAGAAGUGCGGCUGAAUUGUUCCUAAAUGACUGAAAAUCAGGGUCUGCAUUCAUUCUCCUUGACAUUUUCCCGCCUGUUCCUACCUCCCAAGGUUGCCAUUUCUGCUUUUAAUGUUAAACGACUAGUUCUUGAGUUUGAAUAUUGCACCUGUAUGUAUUUAUUUUUAUAGAAUCAAAAUGUGACUAGAAAGAUGUUAACUAGCUGGUCUCCCAGGUACAUAGUGAAUCUUGUGGAGCAGUAACUAUUCCCCUGCCCUCAUGGCCCCAAUUAUAGGGAAUUCCAAUUGUUUAUUUGCAAGCUAGUACCACGUACUGAUUUCCCAUUACAUGCUUUCACAAGAGCUUCAGAAGGAGCCCUGUGGAAGCUGGAAGACACUGGUUUUUGGUGGACUACAGUAAUAUAUAUAGAGGGAGAGAGAGAAGCAGCUUCUGCCCCAAAGUGAACAGAAAUGAACUGGGUGAAUGAAGGACAUGUAUGUUCCGGUUUCUCAUUUAUCACCUGUCUUAGCUGUCAAAGCAUAUAAUUUAUAAAUCCAAUUGCAAUUUACUGUUUUGAAGUUGCUGAUGACAAGGCAAGCUAUUGUCCUUUUGCUGCUGUUCAUCAUUGUUCAGUAUAACAGAUUUUUUUUACACCCCCCCCCCGCUCCAUUCUGAUGUAGGAGUUGGGAUUCCAGCAACAUUCAGAGGGCACCAUGUUGGCUACCCCUCAUUUGUCCUGAGUAUUGAAUUGAUUGUGGUUGUCGACGCUUGAACAAGAUCCAUCCUCCAUGCGUUUCCCUACAUUUUUGCAAUGCCCUCCUCAGUAUCAUGAACCAUGGUGUUGUUCUCCCUACCCUCCAUAUAACAGCUGCUUGUGUGUAGGCAUGCCAUGUGAAUGGGACCUCUGUGGGGGCCACACUACUCCCCCAUGCAUACAUUCCCCUAGGUAUGGAGGAUGCUUGUGAAAAGGAUUCAUGUGAUAGGGGUAAGCUGUAUGGUGAGCCUAGAGCAGCUAUCAUUGAGAGUUUCCAUGUGACUCCCAGACACUUUCAGGCACAGAAGCCCUCGCAAAUGUUUGGGUUAAGUAGAUGGGCCCAUUCUAGCUAAUCAGCCAACUCCCAUUUUCGCCCUACUAAGAAUCCAACCAAACGUUGCUUUAAGAACCAGGACAAAAUACCCUCUCUGUGUGGUGGGUAGGUGGGCUGCUGUCUGAGAUGAAUUUGGUACAGUUCUGUACUGGGAAUGCAAAUGUAUAUAGCUCUGUCUGCUGCUUUGGAAAUGCCCUCUGCUGUGAAGUUGAGAGAGCGAGCAGAGAAUAUUUGUGUCUUCUUUUUGUGGUGUUAAUGAGGGUGUGUGUGUGUGUGUGUGUGUGUGUGUGUGUGUGUAGAAGGACUUUUUGCACCAGCAAAAAGAAUUCUCUGAGAGAAGGGAACAGCUCUUUCCAAGAGCCAGAUUUUGUUAAUGCUCAGUGAAGUGGCAGAAUGAGAAGAUGAUGGUGAGGGUCACCAAUGUGCCGUGAAGGAAUGGGACAGGAGAUAAUUUAUUAUUUUCUGUGGUUGGCAGGUUACUCCACCUUUUUAAAAUAUAUUUUAUAUCUGCUAGUUCUGCCCUCCUUCCAUCUGCUCCCUCCCCCCUUGUUCCCUUUCUGCAAACCUCUGCUUCCUGAGCCCUUAAAUUCUGGAUUUCUCUCCCUCAGUAGAUGUAAAUUUUAAUAAAAUAUUUUGUUUGUAGCAACUU